AUGAAGAAUCAAAUAUUCAGAUUAGAAAAGGUAUUAAGACCAAACAAAUUCAAAUCUUAAACAGACGACUCUCCAAACCUACUUAUCCAAAUAAAGACACUAAAUUCCAUUCAUAAUCGUCACUGUGAUUCAGAGGAAGAUUCUUUUGUCUAAAAUCACUACAGUGACUCUAAUUAAAUGCAAUGCUCAGUUACAGAGGAAAAGAAUGAUUUGAAAAUAAAAGAUAAGAAGUUUAACAUGAAACACUCUAUCUCUUAAAUUGAUCUUGACAAUGACUUAGUUGACCUUAGAGUGGCUUUGGGUAAAAAAAGAAUAAGAGGGAUGCGCUAACAGCCUAUUAAAAGAUUUUCCGACUUAAGUGAAGAGAAGCCAUAAAGUGAAUUUUCCUCGACGUAAGAGGAGACACCUAACUAGAGUUCCUGUAGUAUCUCAGAUGACUCCUAUUAGGGAGAUUAUAAAAUGGAUGAUACAGAACCAACCCUUGAACCUACGUCUAGUGUCUAGACUAAUCAGAGCUUUUACAAUCAAAUUUUUGAUAAAGGGAAUAACUUUUAUACUAAGGAAUACAUCGACUCUAUCAUUCACAUGACAAAUCAAUAAAAAAGCCUUAUACAUUGGUAUUAGAUUUGGACGAGACAUUAAUAUAUUGCAGACAACAUCAAUUUCCAGGAUAUUAAGAAAUCAUAAAAGUUACGCCAUAAGUCCUACGCCGACUUGAUUCUAAAUAAAAUUGAUCCGAACAACGAGUACAUUACUCACCGAUUAUAUCGUGACUCGUGUCUGCUAACUCCUGAUCAAUAAUAUAUAAAAGAUCUAAGUAGGCUCGGUCGUGAUUUGUCUUCUACUAUUUUGGUAGAUAACUCUAUCUUAGCGUUCGGCUACCAAUUAAAUAAUGGGAUUCCUAUUCCCAGCUAUUAUGGAUAGCCGUGGGACUAAGAGCUUUUCAUUCUGACUAAAUUAUUGGCGUAAUUCUUAGAAGCAAAAGUUAAUAAUGGAUCUGACUUUAGAGCAUUGAUUCAAGGUAUGUUCUAGCUAGAAUAGAGACUUGAAGCCUUUUCCUCUUAAUAAUUUCAACAACCAUAAUGCUCUUAAAAUUAAUAACUGGAGUAAUCAAACUAAUAGUUUAAGCAACAGAUUCAAUCAGACGAUGUUAUGUUAUGA
Stylonychia lemnae is the source of this 1161-nucleotide messenger RNA. NCBI's taxonomy places the organism in Eukaryota, Ciliophora, Spirotrichea, Sporadotrichida, Oxytrichidae. The record is from the annotation of a GenBank genome assembly.